Molecule: messenger RNA, 1471 nt
Organism: Pieris napi
Lineage: Eukaryota; Metazoa; Arthropoda; Insecta; Lepidoptera; Pieridae
Gene: SkpA
Product: S-phase kinase-associated protein 1
Exons: 2
Coding region: 190-678 (162 amino acids)
Biological process (GO): SCF-dependent proteasomal ubiquitin-dependent protein catabolic process
Cellular component (GO): cytoplasm; nucleus
Molecular function (GO): cullin family protein binding
Source: RefSeq, a predicted model, not a curated record
UAUGGAGAUUGGAGUGUGACAAUUAAUUUUGGUAUUUGCGUUUUGCAAGUGUGUUUCUUUGUAUUUCGUGCUCCAGUUAAAUUCGAUUGAAACAGUUUUAAUCUCGGUUUUCCACGACAUAUAUCCAGUUACUGUGAGAAUAUAAAUUAAUAACAUUUUAUUGAUUCAACAACAAUAUAAUAAACUAAGAUGCCGAACAUAAAACUUCAGUCCUCUGAUACUGAAAUAUUUGAUGUUGAUGUUGAGAUAGCCAAAUGCUCAGUUACGAUAAAAACUAUGUUAGAAGAUUUGGGCAUGGACGACGACGAAGAAGAAAUAGUGCCUCUUCCGAACGUCAACUCCGCUAUUCUAAAAAAGGUUAUUCAAUGGGCCACUUAUCAUAAAGAUGAUCCUCCUCUACCUGAAGAUGAUGAGAAUAAAGAAAAGAGAACUGACGAUAUAUCGUCAUGGGAUGCAGAUUUCUUGAAAGUUGAUCAGGGUACAUUGUUUGAGUUAAUUUUAGCUGCCAACUAUUUAGACAUAAAGGGAUUAUUGGAUGUAACAUGCAAGACGGUAGCCAACAUGAUUAAAGGCAAAACACCUGAGGAGAUCCGUAAAACAUUUAACAUUAAGAAUGACUUUACUGCUGCUGAGGAAGAACAAGUCCGUAAAGAAAAUGAAUGGUGUGAAGAGAAGUAAAGUUAAUCGAUUAUGAUGUAUGUUUUAUAAAAGUUGUAAAAUUUAUCAAAAGACACUUGUAAUGUACAUGUGCAAAUUACUACCCAUACUUAAAUUAUUGAUAGUUUGGUCAAGGUUUCACAUUACUUACUUACACGGCUAAAUUACAGAUUUAGUUAAUUGUUAGGUUGUGCUGACUAAACUUACAGAUCACAUUAAACAUUUAUUAAAAGCCUCAUACAUUUUUAACCAUACUUUAAAUGCUUAUUUAUAAGUGCAUUCAUCAAUCUUAAACUAGUGUAACUAUUAAACCUAUGAGAUAGUUCUCACUAUUCAAGUAAAUACAAAUCAUCAUUCUAAUUGAAUAAAUUAUUAAAAUAUAAAUUCUAUGUUGUAGUCACAACAUCCCUUGUAAUAUUCAGCUAAUUACCAAGACAGUAUUUGAUCUAUACUAGGUAUGGUAAAGUUAACUGCAUGCUAGAUACUCUGAUAAAUUCAGCUUAUCAUAGGAGAAUUUAUUUAAUUAGGAUUGCCACAUUUAUUUAAUAUAAAAAAAACCCCCUUUUGCUCAUAACAAGUUUUUAAUUAUACUUAAAUAAGCUAUAUGUUCAACUUAUAUAUACAUGCCUAUUGUCUAUAUAGUUUCGAUGGUAGGAUUUCUAUUUAACUAAAACUGUGUUAACUGGAUUGUGAAAAAAAAAAUGAAUGAUGACAAAUGUGUGAUUGGAUACCAUCGCAAACUUUAAAUUUGUUCCUUAGUUUUGUUCAAAGCUAUUAGAUAUUGUAAAUGAACUUUAAUAAAAAUUUAAAACAG